AGUUGAGGACAAAGAUGAACUAUCUUUAUUGAGGGCCCCUUUUCUUGUUGCAAAAGAAUGUGUGCCUCGAUCCUUUUUUAAGGCUCAUGUUUAAAUAUCCCACUAUUCUUCCUCUCCUCAUUACCCUGGUUCUUGCUUUUAUCUUCUUUACCAUGAGAAGUUGCACCGAAGGCCAGAUACUUGAGUCUCAGCAAAGUGAUAUAGCAAAGCUUAGAAUGAGCUCAUGCAGCACUAAGAGCUUGUUACAAAAGCUGGAAAACAUUGAUGAAAAUGGCCCUGCUUCUUGGCUACCAGUAUCAUGUGCUGCACCUGAAACUCCUACCGAGUCUAUGGAGUUUCUUGCAAGAUCAUGGAGCGUUUCAGCUAUGGAGCUCUCUAAAGCUCUUUCCAGUACUCAUGUGGCCAUCGAUAAUGUUGAGAAGGCUUCAUGUUUUUGUUCCGCUGAAGCUGAAGCUCAAGAUGCAAGCUCCACGACUUCAAAGGAAUCACUGCUUCAGCAGUUCCCAAGUGGUGGUAGCACUGGCAGCCCUCCGAUCUCGCCAAGAGACAGUGAAGAAAUGAAGGAAUUAUUUUUACUUCAUCAAGCACUCACUCCAGAAUUUCUUUCAAGUCAGCAGUUGCUAAAAAAUGGGCUAUACAAGAGCAUAUUAAAAGGGAGAACGAUGGGAAGAUGGCUGAAGGAUCAGAAAGAGAGGAAGAAGCAGGAAAUCAGAACCCAAAAUGCUCAUGUGCAUGCAGCUGUAUCUGUGGCAGGGGUUGCUGCUGCUGUUGCUGCACUAGCUGCUUCAAAUGCAAUGUCAGCAGAAGUGGCAGCAACCCAGCAGAAGACGCCUUCCAAACUGUCUUCAGCAGUGGCAUCAGCAGCAGCUUUAGUAGCAUCUCACUGCAUUGAGAUUGCAGAGGACAUGGGAGCUGAUCAUGACCAAAUCUUAACUGUUGUCAACUCUGCAAUUAAUGCAAGGACUAAUGGAGAUAUCAUGACCCUAACAGCUGGAGCAGCUACAGCCUUAAGAGGAGCAGCCACCCUAAGGGCAAGGAUGCAAAAGGGGCCUGGAACUACAGCCUUUGCUCUGGGGGAGGAAAAGGGCGAAGAAGACAAAGAAGCAAACAUCACAGCUGCACUGAAUUUUGUGACUAAAGGAGGAGAGCUUCUCAAGCGUACAAGGAAAGGAGCUCUCCAUUGGAAACGAGUUUCGUUUAACAUCAACUCAAAUUGGCAGGUGAUAGUUAAAAUGAAAAGUAAGCACAUGGGAGGAACAUUCACCAAAAAGAAAAAGUGUGUAGUCUCUGGAGUCUACACUGACAUCCUAGCAUGGCCUGGAAGGAAUAAGGCAGACUGGAGUGGGCGUAGAGCUUACUUUGCGAUAAAAACGGUUGAAAGAGUUAUAGAGUUUGAAUGCAGCAAGGCUGACAAACAGAUGUGGACGGAGGGGAUUCAGCAUAUGCUGAAUUGCCGUACCAGCCUAACAUAAAAUCCCCAACAAUUUCGGAUUGCUGCAAAACUAGAUUUUGACUUUGCAAAGCAAUUAACAUGGAAAUUGUAUCUCAGGCUUAGUUGACAUGUAUUGGGCGAAGGGCAACAAGAAUUGCACUAAUAACAACCGUUACUAUCAUAUAUGUACAUGGUAAAUUGAGGGGUUUCUGGUGAGAAAAGGAGUCUGCAAAAUUUUCAAGAAUCUUCCUAUGAAUUUAAUAAAGAAAUGUUGCAGUUGUCAUGGUCA
Messenger RNA from Populus nigra (black poplar), 1721 nucleotides. Its product is annotated as VAN3-binding protein. The coding region runs from base 87 to 1472 and encodes 461 amino acids. NCBI's taxonomy places the organism in Eukaryota, Viridiplantae, Streptophyta, Magnoliopsida, Malpighiales, Salicaceae. The record is from RefSeq and is a predicted model, not a curated record. The transcript is spliced from 9 exons.